Leptopilina heterotoma is the source of this 1341-nucleotide messenger RNA. RefSeq lists its product as uncharacterized. The transcript has 2 exons. The record is from RefSeq and is a predicted model, not a curated record. NCBI's taxonomy places the organism in Eukaryota, Metazoa, Arthropoda, Insecta, Hymenoptera, Figitidae. The coding region runs from base 168 to 1220 and encodes 350 amino acids.
UAUAGACAAUUUUUUAUCAUUAAAGUAAAUGUUUUUGUUGCGAAAGGGUAAAAAGUAUUUAUGACAUAUUGAACGACUGAAAAGAUUAGAAAUUAAUUUUCGUCAAUUGAUUCGUGCACACAAAUAAUUGCAAAAUUAUUAGACAACAUUUAUUAUUCUCAAUCACAAUGAAUACAAUUCUUAUCCUUGGGAAUAUUAUUACAAUUAUAUUUGUUGUAAAAUUAGAAUCAACAGGAAUACCACAUUCAGAACGAAUUCACGAACUUGAGAGCAUUAAUAACCUAAGAAACAAAGUGAUAAGAGAAUACCUUUCCAAUUAUGAUUUACCUGAAGCAUUUGAAAUUUUAAGUCAAUAUAUUUUGAAUGAGGUGGAAAUGUAUGGAUUUGCUGAACAUUUAAACAGAACUGGAAGUCCACCAGAAUGGAGCAAUACUAGACAACUCAAAAAUUAUAAAAAUUACAAUUUUUUGAGAUAUAAUUACUCUUUUGGAGAAUAUAGAUUAGGUAUAGAAAACACAUAUAUGCACAUUAAUUUUCUUAGAAAAGAAAUUUUUUAUUUGACACAUAACAUAAAUGUUCCAAAAUUGGUUAAAUCUUACAAAGAAAAAAUGUUGCAUAAUUUAAUUACAUUUGAUGAUUAUUAUGCUAUUCAACUUUUAUUAAAAAAUUAUUUUAUAAUUAAUUCGGAGAAUCUCGCAUCUUGGAGGAUGAGAAGAGCUUUAUACACUUUAGCUAUUCGACAAUACAGUUCAAAUGCAACAAUGAAUUAUAUUCCAAAAACAUGUUUUUUUAAGAAACAGGAAAGGAAGAAAUUCGUUCAGGAUAUAAAGAAGGGAGAUAGUUUCGAAAAGACAACUUUCAGUAUCUGCAGCAGCAAAUAUAAAGAAUCAUACUCAUAUAUUUAUGAGUAUUUUCUUCCUAAUUCUUCCUGCUGGACGAAUUAUAAAGUGUUAAUUACGGAUCCUAUUGCGAUGGUAAGUUUGAAAGAUAUCGUGGAUGUUGAAGAUGAAGAACUAUACGUAAUACUUCCCAAGACAGACCUUACAGUAUUAAGUGAUGCAGAAUUUUUUGUUGACAACGGUGCACCAAAUUUUUAUGUAAAAAUAUUAACUUCUCCAAUUUAUGCAAGGUCCAAUUGGCUUACUGAAUUAGCGAAUGAAAUAGAGAAGUAUAUAGAGAUGGAAAAAGAAUAUUUUAACACUGCCAAUCGUCAUGUAUGAGGAAAUUGUUUUAACAUUUAUCUUUAAUUAAAAACUACUGAUAAAAUGUACAUUAAAAAAAUAUUUUCUGUAUCGGAUGUACGAUAUCAACGAUGAAAUAAAAAUAAUAUAAGAAAACAUU